AUGGAAGUAAUAACUCCUUUAAAUUCUAGUUCAAGCGAGUACCUUAAAGUGAAACAAAACUUUACCACAAAAAUGGCAUCAAAAUUCAAUAUACAAGUACAUUCUAUUAUUCGUGUAGAAAUGCCAAAACACAUUAACCAAAAUCAUGAAGCAUAUAAAAAAAAUAACUUACAUCGUGGUUGUGUACAAUAUUUUCAUGGCACAAAACACAUUUGCGAUUUAAAAAAUUUAAAUAAUUCAAAAAUUUGUGCAAACGAAGCUUGCUGCGUAUGUAACAUAAUCCGCACCGGAUUUAGAUUGAAAAAUGGUCGCGUUUGGUUUUCACCCGACGCAUGGUACUCUCAUGGGUAUACCAAUGUUGGAAUAGACUCGUCAAGAGCCAUGUUCAUAAUUGAUGUCGUUGGGGCAUCAUAUUCUUCAGAUAGCGAGUAUAACGUUGGCUAUGCAGAGCUUGAUAACACGCUUGACUGUGUUCUAGAUGCAACAGAUGGCAUCGGUCAAGCAUGGGAGAUUGUUGAUGAUGAUGCAGAAGAAUCUUUAGAAGAG
This is a messenger RNA of Cetraspora pellucida, 546 nucleotides long. NCBI's taxonomy places the organism in Eukaryota, Fungi, Glomeromycota, Glomeromycetes, Diversisporales, Gigasporaceae. The record is from the annotation of a GenBank genome assembly.